Messenger RNA from Linepithema humile (Argentine ant), 580 nucleotides. The record is from RefSeq and is a predicted model, not a curated record. NCBI's taxonomy places the organism in Eukaryota, Metazoa, Arthropoda, Insecta, Hymenoptera, Formicidae.
GAGAUAUCUUAGCUAAGCGAUGAAAAAAAUUAUUGUGCUGUUCGGAAUUGUCGCCUGCUCCUAUGGUUCCCAUUGGAACUAUGGAAAUUAUGGCGAGCUUACACUGGGAGAGAUUGCUAUAGACCAGCACAGCUCGGGAACUUUUAACCUGGGAGGUUUGAAGAGUCAUUCGUUAGAUUUCUUGGGAGGUCACUCACCGAUUUUAAACGAAGUAAGCAAUUGGCCUUCGGAUAUCAACAAUUUUCACGGAGCCCAUGUAAUUCCUGUUGUUAAGCACAUUGGAAUACCGACGAUCACGAAAGUUCCGAUCGGCGUUCCGCAUCCGUUGGUGGAAACGGUUCCACAGCCUUAUCCUGUUACCGUGGUGAUUCCGAAACCUGUACCAUAUGAGGUGGAGAAGCAGGUGGUCAAAACAGUUGAGAAAAAAGUAUUAACACCCGUCGAGAAAAUAGUUCCGGUUAAAAUCGAAAAGCUGGUGCCCUUCCGCGUGGUGAAACACGUCCCUGUGCCGUUCGAAAAACCGAUCCCCAUCAAGAUUCCGAUCUACAAGACCAUCAUACAUAAAGUCAAAGGCCAUUGA